AUGGAAGUUUGGGGGAAGAAGGGGGAAGAUGAUGGUAGGGCUGGGUGUGGCUGCCAACCAUUCAAUGCCAUCACAGCAGCCAGUGACCCACCCCCUUCCUCGAAAACAAGUCGGGCUUGCCAGGGGUCGACCUGGACACCGCUCCAGCCAGGCGGAGGUGUCAUUUUCAGACCCAAGCCUAGAGAUUGGAGCAUCAAGAUCAACCGCAAGGAGAAGAGGCUCGCGAUUUCGAUGACGGUAGCUUGCGCGACGGAGAACACGAUCGUGGUUGAGGAUUUCAGCGACGAGUUCGAGAAGCCAAAGACGAAGGAGUUCAUUGCUGUGAUGAAGAGGUGGGGAUUGGACCCGAACGAGAAGAUGACCUUUUUGAUGAGGGAGGUCGCAGAAUAUGUGAGGCUUUCGAGUAGAAAUAUUGGGACUUUGAAGAUGUUGACUCUGAGGACUUUGAAUUUGUUUGAUAUUUUGAAUGCGGAUAAAUUGAUUUUGAAGCUAGAGAUUGUGAAUUAUCUGAAUGCGAUAUAUGGGUUGAAUUAUGAGGGCAACGAUGAGGACGAAGAGGACAAAGAAGGUGCAUAG
Messenger RNA from Prunus avium (sweet cherry), 576 nucleotides. Lineage: Eukaryota; Viridiplantae; Streptophyta; Magnoliopsida; Rosales; Rosaceae. The record is from RefSeq and is a predicted model, not a curated record.